CUCUCCCGCCUUCCUCCCUCUCGCCUGGGCUGCCUGCCUCAGAAGUGGGGACCCAAAGGGUGCAGGACGCCUGGUCUGCCUUGUGGGUCCUGGACGGAGCCCCUACCUCUGCAAAGAUGACUUGGAGACAGGCCGUCCUGCUGUCUUGCUUCUCCGCCGUGGUGCUCCUGUCUAUGCUGAGAGAGGGAACCAGUGCAUCUGUGGGCACCAUGCAGAUGGCGGGAGAAGAGGCGAGUGAAGAUGCAAAACAGAAGAUUUUCAUGCAGGAAUCAGAUGCCUCGAAUUUCCUCAAGAGGCGCGGCAAGCGGUCCCCCAAGUCCCGAGAUGAGGUCAAUGCGGAAAACAGGCAGAAGCUUCGGGUUGAUGAGCUGCGGAGAGAAUAUUACGAGGAACAAAGGAAUGAAUUUGAGAACUUCGUGGAGGAACAAAACGAUGAGCAGGAAGAGAGGAGCCGGGAGGCUGUGGAACAGUGGCGCCAGUGGCACUAUGACGGCCUGCACCCAUCCUAUCUCUACAAUCGCCACCACACCUGAUCCCCUCCUGAAGCCAGCCAAGAAGAUGAAGCUUGUAGCACCAUUGGCAUCCCCGUGUUCCAGCAAUCUUUCCCAUGCAAACCGGCCCUUCAGAGGGUCUCAGCUUGGGGUCUGCAGUGGCCAGCAGCUCUGGAAAAGACACAUGCCUUUCCUUCCAGUGUAUGAAAGUGUCCUGACUGUCACCUCUUUGCAGACCAUCUUCUGAGGUGAGCAACUGCCUGCAGGGCCUCCUAGCACCAAACCUACAGUGGCUUCCCCUGGCUUCGUUCCCAAGCAAAAGAAUCAGUCAAGAAUCACAUGUUUGCUUAUGGCUUACAAAUAAAAACGCUGCAUCAAC
This is a messenger RNA of Gorilla gorilla gorilla (western lowland gorilla), 870 nucleotides long. RefSeq names its product upper zone of growth plate and cartilage matrix associated (gene UCMA). Gene Ontology annotation, biological process: regulation of osteoblast differentiation; embryonic skeletal system development. Gene Ontology annotation, cellular component: extracellular matrix. The record is from RefSeq and is a predicted model, not a curated record. The transcript has 5 exons. Bases 117 to 533 code for a protein of 138 amino acids. Lineage: Eukaryota; Metazoa; Chordata; Mammalia; Primates; Hominidae.